AUGGAGCUCCUUGAUUUCCUGACCCGCCCAGGCUGGUGGGUUCGCGGAGUCGAGGACGGCUUGGCUCUUGAUGAAGCGCUGCGUGAGGGCACUCCUGAUAUUGCAGUGGUGGACCUGAACCUGCCUGGCGAAGAUGGCCUGAGCAUUUGUCGGCGCCUGCGGGCAGCGUUGCCGGAUGUAGGUAUCGUCAUGCUCACUGCGCGGCUCAUGUCAAGCGAUCGCGCCACGGGCUAUGUGCAUGGCGCGGAUGUAUACCUCACCAAGCCCACCAAUGUGCACGAGCUGGAGGCCGUCAUCCAGAACCUGGCCCGCCGUGUGCGGCGAUUGCCGAUAGCUGCGUGGAGCCUGGACAUGCGAGCGCACACACUGGGGCUUGCUGAGGGGCCGCUGCUGCACCUGACUCCGACCGAGGCCAAGCUGUUGUGCGAGUUAUCUUUUGCGCCCGAUCAGUGUCUGGACUCAGAUGCGCUGGCCAGCCGCCUGGCUGGCAUGCAGGGCACGAUCAGCCGCGAGAACCUUGCGGUGAUGAUCAGCCGCCUACGCCGCAAGAUCACGCAAGAGCUGCGUGCUGAAGAUGUGCUCAAGGCCAGCCGUGGCUACGGCUACCGGCUCAGCCGUUCCGUGGUGGUGAUGCAGCACUAA
Ostertagia ostertagi is the source of this 642-nucleotide messenger RNA. The record is from the annotation of a GenBank genome assembly. NCBI's taxonomy places the organism in Eukaryota, Metazoa, Nematoda, Chromadorea, Rhabditida, Trichostrongylidae.